UUGAUUUGUGACAAACUGAUAAGAGAGCAAAAACAAACACUCAUCAAGAUCAAAAUACCUUCCCACCAGACAGCAACAACAUGAAUUUGGUUAAAUUUUACAAUCAAAUCAGAACAGUUCGAAGCAGGUUACUCCAAAUUCCGUCCGCUUAUGAUUGCAUAAUUCCGCGCCGUCCCUGCUCGUCGAACGCGCCUUCCACCGCAACCCAGAACCAGGACAAGAAGAAAUGCUCCCCGCGACCACCCAUCUCGUUCGGCCAACCGAUGCCGGUCACGCAUCCUCACCUGCUCGGCGAGUUUGAGCUGAUGCCGGGAUUUCGCCUGGCGGAAUUUCAAGCCCGCCGGAAGGCGCUGCUCGCGCUGGUCCGCAGCCAUACGGCCACGAAGGAGCACCUGAUUGUGGUUCCGUCGGCGAAUAAGAAGUACAUGAGCGACAAGAUUCCGUACGUGUUCCGGCAGAAUACGGAUUUUCUGUAUUUGAGCGGAUGUUUGGAGCCGGACAGCGUGCUGACGUUGGAGGUUGAUGGGGACGGGAAUGAGAAGUGUACGAUGUUUGUGAGGCCCAAGGAUAGGCACGCGGAGCUGUGGGACGGGCCGCGGACGGGGGUGGAGUUGGCGCCGGUUGUUUUUGGGGUUGAUGAGGCGGUUAAUGUGGGGGAGUUGAAGGGAUAUCUGACGAAGUACUCGUUUGGCCAUCCUUCGGGGAUGGUUUGGUUUGAUGAGAAGUGCUGCGACUUGGGUGAUGUGCGAAAGAUUGUCGGGGAUGUGGGGAAAUUGGAGGGGGUUCGAUCUCCGGCGGGGUUGAUUCACAAGUUGAGACUGAUCAAAUCUGAGGUGGAGAUGGAGUUGAUGAGGAUAACUUGUAGGGUUGCUUCAAAAGCCAUCAAUCGGACGAUGCAGGAGAGUCGACCUCAGCAGAGCGAGCACCAGCUGUUUGCCAAGGUGGAUUACUUCUGCCGGAUGGGAGGAGCAAGCUAUCUGGCGUACCCGCCGGUUGUGGCAGGGGGAGCGAAUGCCACCGUCAUUCACUACGUGAACAACAACCAGAUUGUCCGCGACGGGGAGAUGGUCCUGAUGGACGCUGGGUGUGAGUUUGGCGGUUACACCAGCGACAUCACCCGAACUUGGCCAAUCAACGGAGAGUUCAGCGAGCCGCAGCGAAUUCUGUACGAAGUCCUCGCCCAGGUACAGAAGGAACUGCUUGGAUGUCUUCAGCACGCCGGUGGCGAAACCCUGGAUCAGCUCUUCGACACGAUGUGCCUCAAACUCGGCAAAUACCUUCAAGAAGUUGGGCUGAUUCCGAAGAGUGCACAGGGCGUUGAGCUGGGACGGGCUGCGUACAAGUUCUGCCCUCACCACGUGUCGCACUACCUCGGAAUGGACGUCCACGACACGCCACUAAUUUCCAGGAGCAUCGGACUGACGCCGGGCAUGGUUUGCACCGUGGAACCGGGAAUCUACAUCGGCAAAGAUCGUCGCGACGUUCCGGAGGAAUUUCGCGGACUCGGGUUGCGAAUCGAAGACGACGUGCUCAUUCUGCCGGACAAGCAGAUCGAAGUGCUGACUGAGAGUUGCGUCAAAGACCUGCGACAGCUUGAGGCGCUCGUCAGCGGUAGGUGAAGUGGUAAGUUUUCUUCCAAAAUUUGAAUUUAAUUCAGAGCGCAUAAAUAUUUUGUAAAUAUAGAAACAAAAAAAUACA
Molecule: messenger RNA, 1698 nt
Organism: Culex quinquefasciatus (southern house mosquito)
Lineage: Eukaryota; Metazoa; Arthropoda; Insecta; Diptera; Culicidae
Product: xaa-Pro aminopeptidase 3
Exons: 2
Coding region: 81-1619 (512 amino acids)
Cellular component (GO): mitochondrion
Molecular function (GO): metalloaminopeptidase activity; manganese ion binding
Source: RefSeq, a predicted model, not a curated record